AGCAAUUCUACUGGGCCGCAAUCCCUCGUCUUCCAAUUCUCCGCAGCCUUAUGAAAUGCAAAAGCAUCGUACUAGUAUAAAUCGCAUGAAAAAUUUCCUCAGCAUGAGAAAGAACAUUUGUAAUGCGGAUUUAACCUGAGAAAGAAACUUGUAAUGCAUGAAUGCGAUUAGUACGAGUACGAUACUUUUGCACAGAAUAAGCCUUCGCCAAACACCAUGACGAGUUCCAAUUUUAACCCGUUCGAGCAAAUAUCAGGUGCAAAAGUAUCCUACUCGUCGUAUAAAUGCAUUACAAAUUAUUUCCUAAGCAUGAGAAAUGAAAUUUGCAAUGCGGAUUUACCUUCAAGAGAAAGAUUUGUAAUGCAUGACUGCAAUCACUACGAGUGCGAUACUUUUGCACAGGAUAGCAAAGUCAGCAGAGCUCGGGGAUGACGGUGGGGACAGCAUUAGCGUUUGAAAAUGAGGUAUCGCGAGAAAAGAUUGUUUCACGGUGAACUUGUGAUGCAUAGAAUGAAUGGAGCACAGAGCUACUUAGUCGUCUUGCUACACCUGCAAGAGGACUACACCGGAGCUCUAUAGCAUGUUUUCCGUUCUUGGUUGGAAGCACGCAUGGCAAAUUCAUCUCUUCUUGUGUAAACAAAGACAAACUUGUGAUGCAGACCUUGCAAAAUUAUCACAGUGAAACAGUUUUUUCAUGCGAUAUGAGGAGCGAAAGUCAAGAAAUUCCUCUCGGCCGGGGACAACGAAGUCU
Messenger RNA from Amoebophrya sp. A120, 751 nucleotides. NCBI's taxonomy places the organism in Eukaryota, Dinophyceae, Syndiniales, Amoebophryaceae. The record is from the annotation of a GenBank genome assembly.